Messenger RNA from Anopheles stephensi (Asian malaria mosquito), 2405 nucleotides. Its product is annotated as proton-associated sugar transporter A-like. The transcript is spliced from 6 exons. Bases 514 to 2178 code for a protein of 554 amino acids. Gene Ontology annotation, biological process: transmembrane transport. The record is from RefSeq and is a predicted model, not a curated record. Gene Ontology annotation, cellular component: membrane. Gene Ontology annotation, molecular function: sucrose:proton symporter activity. Lineage: Eukaryota; Metazoa; Arthropoda; Insecta; Diptera; Culicidae.
ACACGGUUUAGUUGUGUUCUCGCGUCGUUUCUCGCUGAAAGAGGUUUACUGUUGGGGAGGGAAUCGCAUCCCUGUCCGAACGUUGCAGCUCGCAAGAUCUGGGAGAGUUCGUUGUGAAUGUUGUGCUGGUGCUGGAGCUAGGUGUGUGGAAUGUGUGGCGGAAUCCUUUUUCUUCAGGAUCGACGAGUUUUUAACACGAAACGAUUGUGAGACUGGAUUCGUAGUGAGGAUCGUUGGUUGCAGUUCAAAUUCGCGUCGAUCGUGCAGCAUGCAUUCGAUGGUGUCGGUAUUCCCCGGGAACGGGUGACGACUUGCUGAUCCUACUGCUCAGAAGUUAUCAGCUCCGAGUGAUCGAAAGGUGUUACUACAAGAAGGUGCCAUUUAGUGUCCGAAAUUUAAAUCGCUAACAGAAAAGCUGUCAGGUGAUCUCCUGGAGUGCCUCCUGAGUAUAUCUAUAUUAGACACAGUGCGGAACAGUGAGUGGUAACACCUUUGUGUCUUCAAAACGACAACAUGGCGGACACGGAGCAGUCCAAAACGGAUGUCGCGGUGUACGCGAACGGAAAUUCGCUACCGACCGAAAAGGAGAUUAUGGAUGGCAUGCUGCAAGUGCGCUUUCUGCACGCCAAAAAGCAAGAUCGCGAUUAUUCACACAUGUUCAGGAAAAAGUCGCGCUGGCAGCUGAUACGGCUCUCCAUGGUAAUCGUCGGCAUCGAGUUCCUGUACGCCGCCGAGACAGCCUUCGUCACACCAAUCCUUCUCGGGAUCGGCCUUUCCCACACCUUCAUGACCAUGAUAUGGGCUUUCUCACCAGUGCUCGGAUUCUUCUUCGCGCCCAUGAUUGCAUCGUUCAGCGACACGAUACGGCUGCAGUGGGGAAGGCGUCGACCCGUCCUGCUAGCGUUGGGCCUGGCAAUGAUGGCGGGCAUGUGGAUAUUACCGCACGGUAAAACGAUCGGUGUAUUCUUCGGUGAUCCCGAUGUGCCGGUCGAUCAGAUGGAGGGUUUCCGGUGGUCCAUCCCGGUUACGAUAGUAGGACUCGUGCUGACGGAUUUCGAUGCCGAGACGAGCAAUGGUAUUGCCCGCGCGUACUUCAUGGACAUGUGUACACCGGACGAUCAGGCACGGGUACUGACGACGGCCAUGUUCAUCGGUGGACUCGGCGGUACGGCCGGAUACGUGCUCGGGGCGAUCGACUGGAGCCAAACCAAUCUGGACAUCCUUGGAAGCAACGAAGCGACCGUCUUCCUCUUCGUGUUCAUCGUGCUCGGCGUUGGUCUGCUGAUCACCCUCACCAGCUACCGUGAAAUCCCGCUGCCCUUAAUGGAGAGUGAUCCACUCCUGCGACCGAUCAACUCGAACGCGUUCGAGGCGGAAAAGGCCCGCCAGCUGGCCGUGUACAGCAUCUCGAAGGACGUGCUCGUUGAUCCAGUCAAACCGGACAAGGACGCUAACGUGUCCGUCGAUGAGGAUGACGACGAUAAGCCGCUACGGUUGCGCGACUUUGUGAAGAACAUUGUGCGGAUGCCGAAAAGUUUGUUCAUUCUGUACUCGACCCAGUUCUUCUCGCAGCUCGGCUAUCUCAGCUACUGUCUGUACUUUACCGACUUUGUCGGUGCGGAAGUGUUCGGUGGUGAUGUCUCGGCCCCACCGGGCACACCGGAAGCGGCACUGUACGAGGAGGGUGUACGGUACGGUUGCUGGGGCAUGGCAGUGUUUGCUGUGUGCAGUGCGUCCUAUUCGGCCAUCAUCGAGCAGCUGGUGAAGCGGUUUAGUGCUCGUCCGGUGUAUAUGGGUGGAUUGUUGCUGUUCAGCCUGGGUAUGCUGUUUAUGGGACUGUUCAGGGAGAAGUUUAUGAUCUUCAUAGCGUGUCCGACGGUGGGCAUCAUGUACGCCACUAUGUACUCUCUUCCGUACCUGCUGGUGUCGCAGUAUCACUCCAAAAAUUCUUUUGAAGUAAAAGAUGGUAAGUGUGUUCCAAACACAACCAAGCGUGGCUUCGGUGCAGACGUUUCGCUAAUGAGCAGCAUGCUUUUCCUCGCCCAGCUCAUCAUAUCGCUUGCCAUCGGAAGCAUCAUCGAUGCGGUCGAAUCGAAUGUGGUGGUCAUCUUCUCCGCCAGCAUAUUCUCCCUUAUCGCUGCCCUGACAGCCUCCCAGAUUGUCUACAUGGGACUGUGAUAGAUAAAUCCGAUAGCCUUUUUUCUACUUUCGACAAUCUGAAACGUUCGGAAACGGGCUGGGACGGCGAGCUUAAAUAAGGAAAUGUGAUAAACUGUAUUACUUUAGCCCGAUAGUUGAUGUGAUUUAUCUCGCACAAGCAAAUACGACGUUGCUCGUGAAGGCAUAACGGUAGCAUUGGUGCAUGGAAACUUUAAUAAACAUACCUCGCUGGUUUAUAUGUUUUA